ACAGGAGAUGACCAGAGACUGCGGACAUAGUACAGGAGAUGACCAGAGACUGCAGACAGUGCAGGGAAUGACCAGAGACUGCAGACACAGUACAGGAGAUGACCAGAGACUGCGGACACAGUACAGGAGAUGACCAGAGACUGCGGACACAGUACAGGAGAUGACCAGAGACUGCGGACACAGUACAGGAGAUGACCAGAGACUGCGGACAUAGUACAGGAGAUGACCAGAGACUGCGGACACAGUACAGGAGAUGACCAGAGACUGCAGACAGGGGAUGACCAGAGACUGCGGACACAGUGCAGG
This is a messenger RNA of Staurois parvus, 306 nucleotides long. The record is from the annotation of a GenBank genome assembly. NCBI's taxonomy places the organism in Eukaryota, Metazoa, Chordata, Amphibia, Anura, Ranidae.